UAUAGUGCAUAGUUACAGGCGAUAUGUUUAUUCAGAUAAGAAAGAAAUAAGAAAGGAAUGUUUUAACAACAGGAAGCGUUACAGAAGUUUAGUCGAACAACAGAGUGCGGUAGUCUUAGCAGGUCGAUGGUGCUAUUCGUACCGACGAUUCGUUUGCAGCCGUCUUUGCUUCGCGAUGCGUCCACUGAUGUGUGUUUCUGCACAUGGCCGUGCCGCCCAACGGGCUUCUGCAGUGUUCCACGAUUUUUCGCACUUUAACACCGGUAAAUGGACUUAUUAUAGUUAAAUUUCCUAUUCUAACGAUUAAAAAACACGCGUUCUGUGCCUUGAACUAUACAAAAAGCGUUUUUCGUAUUGAUAGCCAUAAUUAAUGAAUCAAAAAGAUUGUAUUUAUCAUUUUUAGAAGAAUUAUAUUAUAUAUUACAUCCACCAUGACUACAUCAUCGGAAGAUGUUCUAAUGCAAGUAGGACAAGUUCGUUAUAAAAAAGGAGAUGGCACUUUAUAUGUCAUGAAUGAAAGAAUAGCCUGGAUGCUUGAUAACAGAGACACUGUAUCAGUCAGUCACAAAUAUGCUGAUAUUAAGUUACAAAAGAUAUCACCAGAAGGAAAAUCAAAAAUACAAUUACAAGUUGUAUUACAUGAUGGUUCAUCGUCUAUAUUUCAUUUUGUAAACAGAAAUGGGCAAGAGGCACAAAUUAAAGAUCGUGAUGAUGUAAAAGAACUACUUCAGCAAUUAUUACCAAAAUUUAAAAGAAAAGUAAAUAAAGAAUUGGAAGAAAAAAAUAGAAUGCUUCAAGAAAAUCCUGUACUGCUUCAGUUAUAUAGAGAUUUGGUUAUUACACAAGUUAUUUCAUCUGAAGAAUUUUGGUCACAACAUGCUGCAGAAUAUACCCAAGCUAAAAAAAGUCAAAGACAAGAAAUAGGAGUAAAUAGUGCUUUUCUGGCUGAUAUAAAACCACAAACUGAUGGUUGUAAUGGAUUGAAAUAUAAUUUAACUGUUGAUAUUAUAGAGUGUAUAUUUAAGACUUAUCCAGCAGUAAAAAGAAAACAUCAAGAAAAUGUGCCUCAUAAAAUGUCAGAAUCCGAUUUUUGGACAAAAUUCUUUCAGUCACAUUAUUUUCAUCGAGAUCGUAUCAAUGCAGGGACCAAGGAUCUUUUUACCGAAUGUGCCAAAAUAGAUGAUCAAGAACUUAAAAAAGAUAUUCAAUCGGGUAUUGAUGAUCCAUUGGUGGAUAUAACUUCUUUUGAGGAUCAAACUCUAGAUGAUAAUUAUGGGAAUGGACCUAGUAAAUCUGACAAAGUUUCAGGAAAUAUUGUACAUCAAAGUAUGAUUAAGAGAUUUAAUCAACACAGUAUCAUGGUUUUAAAGGCCAGCACUGCCAAACAAUCUACACAAUCCAUUCAACCACAAUUAAAUGGAUCAACGCCAUCAGCAAGUAAAACUACAACACUGUCUAAUCAGUUAGAUGAACGACCAAAGACUAAAAAACUUAGAAUACAAGAAAAAUUAAUUUAUGAUGAUCUUGAUACCACUCAUGAUAUUAAUACAAAUAAUAGUGCACCAUUAAAUUUGAAUCAUAUAGACAGGUAUUUACAUGGUCCAGUACCAGGAUAUGGUAAUACGGAACCAACGUCUGAAGAACUUCUUAUGACAUUAAAUCAAUUAAGAAAGGAAGUAAAUGGUUGGCUGGCAGGAAAUAGUAUACCAAGGCAAUUAGCAACAUCAUUAGUUAGUCCAGCUGCAGCAGUCUCUGCUUUAGGAGAAUUAACUCCAGGUGGUUCUUUAAUGAAAGGCUUUAGAGAAGAAAGUCUUGGACAAUUAAUACCAAAGGAUUUAGAAAAAGAACUACGUAAUGUAUAUGUGUGUACAUGUGAACUUCUAAGGCAUUUUUGGCGAAGUUUCCCACCUACAACUCCACAGCUUGAAGAAAAAGCCAUUAGAAUGCACGAAGCAUUACAUAGAUUUCAUUCUGCUAAACUUAAACCUUUUGAAGAUCGUGUUCAACGAGAUUUUUCUGCUGUUAGUCAACAUUUAACAAGUCAUUUAAAUCAACUAUUAAAUACAGCGUAUAGAAAAUUCGCAGUUUGGCAACAACGUAAGAUGCAAAUGAGGUAGCCAUUGAAUAAUUUGUCGUACAAUUAAAAACAACGUGAAUAAAGCAAAGCAAUAUUGGUCAUCCUAUAUAUAUUGCAUUUUAUAAUGUUACCAUAAUUAGGGAUUAAUAUGGGUGUAUUUCACAAAAACCAAAGCUGAAUCGUGUCAUGCAUCCUAUGCUGCCACAUACUGUUUAUUUAUUCUUACAAAUAAUUGUGUUUAUUAUUGUUUUAAAAUUUUCACAAAUAUUUUACUUUGAUCCAUCUGCAAGCGAUAUUUCAUUUCAUUAAUAUUUUCAUAAUAUAGCAUAUAGUUUAUUUAUUUACUUUUCAUAGGUUAUUGUAUAUCAUGUUGCACGUCUUAUAUUAAUCAAUGGUUGAUAUGAUGAAGCUACAAAAUUUCGAAAAUUUAAAUUCAUAUAAAAAGAUAUUACAUGUAGAAUAAAGUUAAUACUUAUAAAUUUUCAAAAAAAAGCUAUGAUUGCGUAUGGAACGUCUAAAAUUUAUAAAAUGUAACUACGUAGAUGAAUGUGUGUUAAGAGAAAUAUCUAUUGUACGAUAUCAAAGUAGCUGUGAUACCGCCACUGUAUUAUUAAGAUGUAUUAAGAGGUAAAUUUCGUCAUUUUGUGAAUGUUUAUUUCUACAUUAUAAAUAUUCCUAUACAUGUUAAUGGAUUUAGAACAUCAAUCUUUUUCUUGGUAUAUUAUAAUUAUAUGAACGAAGAGUAUGUUCUGUAAAAAGUAUAAACGAAACAAAUAUUGUUUACCUGGAAAUUUACAAACUAUUAAUGCACAGUGGCAUCAGUAUACUUUUUACGAUAUCUGCGAUAUACUCAACUAAGUGUCUUAAUUGUUGAAUCCUAUUUUUUUUUUUAUAUAUAUAUAUUAUUGGGUAAAGCAAUUUGCAAUUCGAGAUUUCGUAAACUGCCUUGCUCACUUUCUCUAUAGUAGCAAUAAUUUGGCAGUUGCCGAAAUGAGUGAUAUCUAACUUAAUCAGUAAAAAACCUUUGAGAUCAUACUCGGAAAUUACGCUAUGAAUACUAUUAUAAUAUCGAUUGUAAAUAUAUUCUUACAUUAUCAUUACAAUAAAUGUUAUUAUUAUGAA
Messenger RNA from Bombus impatiens (common eastern bumble bee), 3199 nucleotides. It is a transcript of the gene Tfb1, whose product is annotated as general transcription factor IIH subunit 1. The record is from RefSeq and is a predicted model, not a curated record. The transcript has 8 exons. NCBI's taxonomy places the organism in Eukaryota, Metazoa, Arthropoda, Insecta, Hymenoptera, Apidae. Gene Ontology annotation, cellular component: transcription factor TFIIH core complex; transcription factor TFIIH holo complex. Gene Ontology annotation, biological process: nucleotide-excision repair; transcription by RNA polymerase I; transcription by RNA polymerase II. Bases 432 to 2117 code for a protein of 561 amino acids.